UUUUAUGUCGCUAGGAACAUAUAUAUUUAAAUCAGAGCUUUACAACCAUACUUACGAAGCUCGUCGCUAGUGGUUACUUGUAGUGUACCGCAAAUCGUUUUCAGAAUAGUUAAUUAAGAAACGUCAGCCGGUUAGGUAAUCGGCUAUUUUACACGGUUUAUACGCGUUUUAUACAUUCUUUGGCACUUUUACACAAUUCCGCGGUGACCGCCUUCACUACAGUAUGUGUUCGUGCUGCUAGUCCGCGGUGACCAGCGAAACAAUGAUGACUUUUUAAUCAAAGCUAAUUAAAUGUUGUACCCGGUAGUGAGGGCAGCAAGGCCUGCGCCAGCACUGCGGAGCAGGGCUGCUGGAGGUUGACCAUGUGUCUGGGUGGGUCUCCAUGGAGCCGUCCAACUCGCAGGCAUUGCUAGAGUGAACAGCAUCUGAACAGCAGUUGAGAUGGACCUAGUCUUUGGGUCAGUGAGGCCGUACGGGUCCGCUCGGAGCAUCGUAAGAAGAAUUGGAACACGCCUUCCUCUGGCCCCGUGCCCCCGAGUCCGAUUUCAGCUGCAGCCUUUCAUGGAAGGUGCCCGGGCGCUGGGCAGCUCACGUCGGCGCAGUGAGCUCAUCGCAUCUCUGGCCGACGUUGCCUCGAUAGACGGAGAGGACGAUGCCUCGACAGGCCUCAGGCCCGGAUCUCGCCCGGGAUUCAUAGUUUGCUCCCACCAGCGGCAGCCCCGAAGGAGGUCCUCCAGGAAACGGAGGUCGCUGCAUGUAGAGGAGACGGACCACAGGGAGCCGUCGCCUGGCAGCAGGGAGACCAUCCAGAAGAUCAGCGCCCUGGAGAAUGAGCUGGCCAAACUCAGGGAACAGAUCGCUCAGAUCGUCCUGGCCCAGGAGCAGAGCGCCCAGGCUGUACCAACACCCACUGGACCUGGACCUGGACCUGGACCUCCCCCUCCCCCUCCCCCUCCACCACCUCUGCCCAGCCUGCAGCCAAACUCUUCAGCCAUUGACCUCAUCAGAGAGCGCCGUGGUAAGAAUGCGGCUGUGGGGCCACAGCCGGAGCCCCGGGGGCCUCCAGAGAUGCCCAGCAUGCUGGAAGUACUGAAGGACAUGGGGAAGGUGAAGCUGCGUGCAGUGAGGCGCCCAGAGGGGGGCGACACCAAACCCAGUGACCCCACUGAUCCCGCUGCUCUCAUUGCGGAUGCCCUCAGACGCAAAUUUGCAUAUCGCUAUGGGAACGAGAGCCGGGCCGAGGGGGACGGCCAGUCUGUGGGCCACAACACUAAAGCUGACCGUGGUGAGACCCCCAUGUUCGGACAGCACAUGCUCAAGUCGACUCCCCAGAGGAAUCUCCUAUAGGCCAGAUGAGGCAGGGCUGCGCCUCCGGUCGUCACGAUGUCCCGCGGUGAACGUGUGACCUGCUAAACCAUGGAGCCCUCACAACAUUGACCAUUCGGUAGUUUGCUGUCAUUUUAAGGCCAUUCCUUCCUAUUUCCCUUGAAUUGCACCCCUUUAACACAUUUAUCACAUUAAACCAUCCAGCCGAGAUUGGGAGUGUUUCCCCUGAGCCCCUACAGCCAUAAGCUCACACCAAAGAACAGUCUUACCUAAACGCUCAGCUGGAUGGUUUAAUGUGACCAUUUUCUCUAAAGCCCCCUCUGGUGGUGCUUAGAGGAAAUGCUGGGGAGUGUCAUCUGUUACAAUAGGACAGUGGGAUAUAUAUGCAAAAUAUUGUUUGAAUAGUUAUUAUACUUAAUUAUUUAUUAUUAGCUGCUCACGGAUACAUUUUAUGUGCCAUUUUGAUUUUAGUUUUUAGCCUGAUGGAAUCUGAAUGUCUGCUUAUAUUGAUUGAACACGAAUAACUGAUCAUAUUGGUGAGUGGGACGUAGUGUCACGUGCGUCAUCUGUAUGAGGUGCCGCCGUGUUUAGUGACAGGAAACGCCACUGGCCUGGUCACACCGCAUCUCCCUGCAUCUCAUUCAGUACUUUGAGCUGCUAUCCUUAAGUGACAUGAAGUCCAAACUUCAUUUGAAUCUUAAAGAACCUAUUUCAGUUCUUUUUUGUAAGUUUAAACUUUUCCUCGAAUUGCUUUUACUUGUUUAGUAAUUUUCCAGGGAUUAGUUUAAGGUUCAUUUGAACUGGUCCUUCAUUACUGGUACAGAUAAACUGGACCGCUGUGUGACUUGUGAUAAGGAGACAUUGAUUCAAAUGUAAUGGAAGAAAACUGGAUAAUCGUGUUUAGUAAAGUUGUAUAUUACGGUAA
Molecule: messenger RNA, 2251 nt
Organism: Paramormyrops kingsleyae
Lineage: Eukaryota; Metazoa; Chordata; Actinopteri; Osteoglossiformes; Mormyridae
Gene: mtfr1
Product: mitochondrial fission regulator 1
Biological process (GO): aerobic respiration; mitochondrial fission
Cellular component (GO): mitochondrion
Source: RefSeq, a predicted model, not a curated record